Molecule: messenger RNA, 3231 nt
Organism: Lachancea dasiensis
Lineage: Eukaryota; Fungi; Ascomycota; Saccharomycetes; Saccharomycetales; Saccharomycetaceae
Source: the annotation of a GenBank genome assembly
AUGGUAUCGCUAACUGAAGCGUUUCUGUCACUUCUGUGCCUCACAGGCACAGUUGUGGCCAGGUACUCUAACAUAAGUUCUACCACUGUUUCCGCUGUGCCCAAGACCACACCAACCGCUUUUUUUUCGUCGGUACACUUACUAGACUCGUAUACAGGAACCACUGUGUCGAAUGACAAGGAACACUGGUUUGUGAUCGAGGCAGAACUUUACAUAUCAGCCGACUUCGAUGGCGAGCUUCAUUUGACUGCGCCUGAGAGCUUUCAAGGGUUUCCAAUAGAUUCUUUUGACCUUUUAGACAAUACAACCACUGUGGGAACAGUCUCUUGGAAUUCGUCCAACGUCCUUACAAUUAGACCCGACCGUUCGAGUACUGACCAUUCUGCUGUAUUCAAUGUGCUCACAAAGCUCUCCAGUGAAAUCAAAGAAUCUAUCACUGGUCCUGCCGUUAAAUCCUUUGAGUUUCAGCAGUCACCCGGGGGCUCCGUUAUCGAAACAAUUGACUUUAUCGCCCAGGAUUUGUCCGAAUCUAACACAAACGCUUUGGUCGACGGAGACAAUCGAAUCACUUAUUCUGUCAAUAUCCCAUUUAGCGAAUAUCCAGGUGCUUUGAACUUUGCUGCAACCUUCUCCGGUGCUGAAUCCCACUCAUUUGACCCUUCCUUAACUAUGGUUAGAGUCGUCGUUGAUGUCGAUGAAUUCAAUAAACCUACAAAAGUGGUGAACGUAACAGCCUUCCAAGACUUUUCUGAUGCGAACUCGAUCAACUUGCAAUUGAAUUCUCAAAUAAGUGGUGGGGAGUACCUUCAGAUUAUAUAUGCCACUACUUCCAGAAUCAAAUCAACUUCAGUGGACACUGUAGCCACGCUGAACUAUCCAUCUCUCUCAACCUACAAGAGGGAUAUAUCUAUCAUGUUUGAGGAUCACGUUGCUCUCAGAUCUGCCUCAAACGUUGAAGACUUUGGAGAAGAUGUCACAGUGGUGACUGGUUCCAGUUCCAGUGCGUUUCCCACUAUUACCGCCGUCAAUACAACAACCUCAUCUAAUGAAGGAACAACGAUUGCAUUGACCCAAACUUCGUCAGAUGUUGGCACUGUGGCAAAUACCACACAUAACGUCGCUGGUAGCACCUCCGAACAUUUCACCGUUGUUCCAGCCUCAAGCGCAAUCAGUUCAGAGCAGCAAUCAAUGGCCACGAUUCCAGCUAAUAGUUCAAUGAUUCCAUCCCAAUCAGUCGCCAGCAGCACGUCCUCUUCGCAGAGCACCAUCAUAACAGGAGGGCCAUCCUCGAACUUGCCAACUUCAAAUUCCCCUCUGAAUUCCAGCUCCACGGUAAGGAGCACUCCCUCCAAUAACAAUGGCGUAGUUCUGACUUACACAGUUGUCACACGUACCGAUAAUGGAGAAUAUGAGGUGUACACGAGCUUCUUCCCUAUAACAACUCUAUCAUCAUCGCCUAGCGCAGACCCUAUGAGCAAUGGAACCAAAGUUCAUUAUACAGUCAACUCAACCUCAACCGCAACUAAUUCAAUACCUACACACACAGUGUUGACUAAAACUGUUAGUGGCGAGGUUACUGUUUACACCUCCCUCGUGCCCAUUGCGACAUUGAGUAAUAGCACCAUGAGCAAAAAGUCGAUGGUGACUAAGACCAGUGAUGAAGAAGCUUCUGAGUCAACCACUUCAACUACUGAUGUCGAUGGGACCACUACAACUCUCGCCAGUGUCAAAGGCCACAGCACUUCUUCUAAAAGCACCGGCGCUCACCACUCCAGCGAAAAUGAGAUGACAGGUAAGACGGACGCCACCGAGGUCAGUUCUCAAAGUGAAUCUAGUAGCCAAUCUUCUCCUACUGUAUCAGUUUCUGAUUUGAGCAAGACAGAAACUAAGGAAAGCAAGGUUACCGGGUAUCAAACUAAGGUCUACGAAACAAAUGCCGUUUUUACUACGACCAGGGAUGGAAGAGUUAUCGAAUAUACAAAAUGGUAUCCAGUUACGACUCUAGCAGCCGACAACAGAGGCUCUGUUGAGUCAUCUACUGGAAUUGAAUCGACUAGGCCAACAUCUCCAACUGAAUCAUAUCCCGUCUCAAGCAAGACAGGAACUGAAUCUGCCAAGGUUACUGAAUACGAGACAAGGGUCUUUAAAACUAGUACCGUCGUUACUACUACUAGUGAUGGUAUAGUUCUUCAGUAUACUACAUGGUUCCCAAUCACAACCCUCGCCCCGAUUUCCAACACUAGUGUUCGUAACCACUUUACUUACUCGAAUGAUUCGCUUUACGUUACUAGUCAAGACACACCUUUUUCGGCAGUUUCGGGAAGUAAAAGUGGCAAGCUUACUCAAGCCACGAGCCCUACCUCUAUGGCGUCCCAUGGGGCCGAACACGUCAAAUAUUCGGGUCUGGGUGCAAAGGUUCACAACAGUACACUCACUAGAGGAGCUCAAAUAACUGCUGCCCUAAGCAAGUCGCAUCAUUCGAAAUCACAGAAUUUUGAGAGCUCCACCUUUACUUCCUUGAGCCCAAGCUCGAAGUAUCAAAACGAAACUGAUAGCACGCGCACCAAAUACUCAUCUACCGUCACCAUUGGCACUGCUGGCUAUUAUCCCUCUUCUUCUUUCGUAGUUAUGAACACUACGACAGUAUCACUUUCGACCAAGGUCAGGUCCUCAGCCAUGGUACUAGCUUCUGUGCAGGGUGAAGUUGUUUCUACUUCUGAGCGUUUCCUAGGCUCUUCUCGUGUGUCAGAACCCUCUGCUGACGCUAGAGCUGUUACGUCUUCCGUGGCUAGCUCGUAUUCCGGAAUUGCCAGUCAAGUGUCUGCUGAGCUAAACUCCGAGACUUCAGUAGAUUUUGCGACUCGUACGAGUGUCAAAUAUUCACAAGCCAAUGCACCCUCUUCCAAGGUACUAACAUACUCGGAAGCAUCAGUAUACUCACAAGCCAGUGCUCCUUCCUCGAAGGUAGUAGCAUUUUCACAAGUCAGUGCGUCAAGAGUAUUGUUGAACCCAAGCGGAUCCGUGGUCACCGAGGUUCCAAUUGCAUCAGCUUCGAAAACAACUUUAGGACAUUCAGCGCUUGCAGUUUCUUCAAGUCAGGUCAUGCAAGCUCAAUCUAGCGCUGUUGUUUCAUCGUCGUCACUGGCUCUUUAUGUAUUUGACGGCGGCGCCCGUCAAAUGCAAAGUGGCAUACUUGGGCUAUUAUUAGGUAUGCUCGCGUGUUUGGUAUGA